Molecule: messenger RNA, 14834 nt
Organism: Chinchilla lanigera (long-tailed chinchilla)
Lineage: Eukaryota; Metazoa; Chordata; Mammalia; Rodentia; Chinchillidae
Gene: Vps13c
Product: vacuolar protein sorting 13 homolog C (S. cerevisiae)
Biological process (GO): protein targeting to vacuole; mitochondrion organization; protein retention in Golgi apparatus
Cellular component (GO): extrinsic component of membrane
Source: RefSeq, a predicted model, not a curated record
GCAAUGUAGCUUUAGAUAAUCUACAGAUAAAAGAAAAUGCUCUGAGUGGAUUGGACGUUCCUUUUAAAGUCAAGGCUGGGCAAAUUGGUAAAUUAGCUUUGAAGAUUCCUUGGAAAAACCUUUACGGAGAAGCAGUUGUUGCGACUCUAGAGGGAUUAUACCUGCUUGUUGUCCCUGGAGCAAGUAUUCAGUAUGAUGCUGAGAAAGAAGAAAAAUCCUUGCAUGAUGUUAAACAGAAGGAGCUUUCCCGAAUUGAAGAAGCCCUUCAAAAAGCAGCAGAGAAGGAUAAGCCUAAAGAAGCCAAAAAGGAUACAUUUUUGGAAAAAUUGGCAACUCAAGUAAUAAAAAAUGUACAAGUAAAAAUCACAGACAUUCACAUUAAAUAUGAAGAUGAUGUCACGGAUCCGGAGCGGCCGCUUUCCUUUGGUGUUACACUGGGGGAGCUUAGUCUGCUGACUACGAAUGAGCACUGGACUCCGUGUGUGUUAAAUGAAGCAGAAAAAAUUAUAUACAAGCUUAUACGACUUGACAGUCUCAGUGCUUACUGGAAUGUGAACUGCCGCCUGUCCUACCAGGGCUCCCGGGAACAGAUCUUGGAUCAACUGAAAAAUGAAAUUCUCACAAGUAGAAAUAGACCCCCAAACCACCAAUACAUUUUCCAGCCAGUAUCAGCCUCUGCAAAACUCUACAUGAACCCUUACGCGGAAGCAGAGCUCAGAACACCCAAACUAGAUUGGAGCAUAGAAGUGCAGAAUAUUGCCAUCGAGCUGACCAAGCCUCAGUACUUAAGUAUGAUUGACCUUUUGGAAUCAGUGGAUUAUAUGGUUAGAAAUGCCCCUUACAGGAAAUACAAGCCUAAUGUACCACUCCAUACCAAUUGUAGACAAUGGUGGAAAUAUGCCAUCGAUUCUGUUCUUGAAGUUCACGUAAGGAGAUGUACACAGAUGUGGUCAUGGUGUAACAUAAAGAAACAUAGAGAGUUACUCAAGAGUUAUAAAGUGGCCUACAGAAAUAAGCUAACUCAGACGAAAGUCUCAGAAGAAGUACAGAAAGAAAUUCAGGACUUGGAGAAGACUUUAGAUGUUUUUAACAUAAUUUUAGCAAGGCAACAAGCACAAGUCGAGGUGAUUCGAUCUGGGCAGAAACUAAGGAAAAAAUCUACAGACACGGGGGAGAAACGGGGAGGCUGGUUUAGUGGGUUUUGGGGUAAGAAGGAAUCUAAGAAAAAAGAGGAAGAAUCAUUGAUUCCUGAAACUAUUGAUGAUCUUAUGACCCCAGAGGAGAAAGAUAAACUCUUCACUGCCAUUGGUUAUAGCGAAAGCACCCAUAACUUGACUUUACCCAAGCAGUACGUUGCCUAUAUAAUGACCCUGAAGUUAGUAAGCACUUCUGUUGUAAUCAGAGAAAACAGAAAUGUUCCAGAAAUACUAAAAAUCCAGGUAAUUGGCCUGGGCACCCACGUAUCUCAGCGACCAGGGGCACAAGCCCUUAAGGUAGAAGCAAAGUUAGAACACUGGUAUAUCACAGGUCUGAGACAGCAAGACGUUGUACCAUCCCUUGUGGCUUCAAUUGGUGACACCGCAUCAUCCUUGCUUAAAAUUGAAUUUGAAACCAAUCCAGAGAACAGCCCUGCCGACCAGACGCUGACUGUCCAGUCGCAGCCCGUGGAGGUCAUCUACGAUGCUAAAACCAUCAAUGCAGUGGUUGAUUUCUUUCAGUCAAAUAGGGGACUGGAUCUUGAGCAGAUAACAUCAGCUACUUUGAUGAAGCUGGAAGAAAUUAAAGAGAGAACAGCUACAGGACUUACACAUAUUAUUGAGACUCGAAAAGUCCUUGAUUUAAAGAUAAAUCUAAAGCCUUCUUACCUGAUAGUUCCACAGACAGGUUUCCACCAUGAAAAGUCAAAUCUUCUCAUUUUAGAUUUUGGUACAUUUCAGCUUAACAGUAAAAAUCAAGCUCUACAGAAGACUACUAAUUCAUCCCUGGAAGAAAUAAUGGAUAAAGCAUAUGACAAGUUCGAUGUUGAAAUAAAGAGUGUACAGCUACUCUUUGCAAGAGCAGAGGAGAACUGGAAAAAGUGUCGAUUUCAGCAUCCAUCCACUCUGCAUGUAUUGCAGCCCAUGGAUAUUCAUGUGGAGCUGGCCAAGGCGAUGGUAGAAAAAGACGUUAGAAUGGCCAGAUUUAAAGUGUCAGGAGGACUUCCUUUGAUGCAUGUGAGAAUUUCUGACCAGAAGAUGAAAGAUGUGUUGUGUUUGAUUAACAGUAUCCCUUUGCCCCAGAAAUCAUCUACACAGUCGCCAGAGAGACAGGUAUCCUCAGUUCCUGUUCCUUCACGGGGGACAGAAAGUCUCCUUGGUACUUCGCUGCUGUUAGAUGGAGUGGACUCAGAGUCUGACGAUGAGUAUUUCGAUGCUGAAGACGGGGCCUCGCAGGCAGCUAAAAGUGUGCAAGGCUCAGAACUCAAAAAAGCUGCAGAGGUUCCGAACGAGGAGCUCAUUGAUCUCCUACUCAAGUUUGAAGUUAAAGAAGUAAUUUUGGAAUUUACUAAACAACAGGAAGAAGAAGAUACAAUUCUGGUAUUUAAUGUUACUCAGUUAGGGACAGAGGCCACGGUGAGGACGUUCGACCUAACUGUGGUGUCUUAUUUAAAGAAGGUCAGCUUGGAUUACCAUGAAAUUCAAGGAUCUAGAAAAAAGCCCCUUCACUUGAUUAGCUCGUCUGAUAAACCUGGAUUAGAUCUUUUAAAAGUAGAGUACAUUAAGGCUGAUAAGAGUGGACCUAGUUUUCAGACUACAUUUGAAAAAACCGAGCAAACAUUUAAGGUGGCGUUUUCCUCUUUGAAUUUGUUGCUACAAACCCAGGCUCUUCUCUCUUCCAUUAACUACCUGACAGCCAUCACUCCAUCAGAGGGGCAGAACACGGGCACCCCCACAGGGGUGGGGGUACAGAUCUCCGCUGAGAAGCAGACAGACUCGUCUCUGCAGAAAGUGAUUGUAUCCUCUAAAGAUAGUGACAUUAUUGGCUUCAGGCUCUUUGCCAAGUUGAAUGCUUUCUGUGUCACUGUUUGCAAUGAGAAGAGCAAUAUUGCUGAAAUCAAGAUACAAGGCCUCGACUCUUCCCUUUCUCUUCAGUCAAGAAAGCAGUCACUUUUUGCCAGACUGGAAAAUAUUAUUGUCACAGAUGUUGACCCUAAGACAGUUCAUAAAAAAGCUGUGUCAAUAAUGGGAAAUGAAGUUUUCCGUUUUCACUUGGAUUUGUACCCAGAUGCGACUGAAGGGGACUCGUAUACUGACAUGUCCAAAGUGGAUGGUGUGGUGUCGCUGAACGUCGGCUGUAUCCAGAUUGUCUAUCUUCAUAAGUUCCUUAUGUCUCUUCUGAACUUCCUGAACAACUUCCAGACAGCCAAAGAGGCCCUGAGCGCGGCCACUGCCCAGGCUGCAGAAAAGGCCGCCACAAGUGUGAAGGAUCUGGCCCAUAGGAGCUUUCGCUUCUCUGUCAACAUUGAUUUGAAAGCACCUGUUAUCGUCAUCCCUCAGUCUUCUGUUUCCACCAACGCUGUCUUGGUGGAUCUUGGUUUAAUCAGAGUUCAAAAUCAGUUCAGUCUUGUGUCUGGUGAAGACUCCGUAAAUCCUCCUGUGAUUGAUACAAUGGAUGUGCAGCUCACAGAACUUAAGCUUUCUAGGACAGUGAUCCAGCCAGGCACCUCCCAUCCUGAUAUUCAGCUGUUGCAUCCAAUUAACUUGGAGUUCUUUGUAAAUCGGAAUCUGGCUGCAAAUUGGUACCAUAAGGUGCCUGUUGUGGAAAUUAAAGGACAUCUUGAUACAAUGAAUGUUAGUCUAAAUCAAGAAGAUCUUAAUGUUUUGUUGAGAAUACUAGCAGAAAAUCUUGGUGAGGCUCCUGAAGACUUAGAUAAAAUGAAACCAAGAGUACCAGAGACAGGUGAAAUCAAAAAGCCCCCUGAAAUCUCUAUAUCACAGAGUUUACAAGCUUCAAAAGAGACUUUAACUGCUGAAAGAGAAGAAAUUAGAUCUGUAGACAUCAUUAAUGUACUGCUGAAUUUUGAAAUUAAAGAGGUUGUGGUUACACUGAUGAAAAAAGCAGAAAAGAGCGUAAGGCCGUUGCAUGAACUAAAUGUCCUGCAGCUUGGAGUGGAAGCCAGAGUUAAAGCCUGUGACAUGACUGCUGAAGCCUAUCUACAACAGAUCAGCAUGCGAUGCUUUGAUUUCACUGACUCUGGAGGAGGCCCUCUGCACAUUGUGAGCUCCUCCCGCGUGACCGAUGAGCCGCUGCUGAGAAUGGCCUUUACCAAGGCAGACAGUGACGGACCAGAGUUUAAAACUGUUCAUGACAAUACCAAACAGAGACUAAAGGUUUCAUUUUCGUCCUUAGAUAUAGUACUUCAUUUGGAAGCUUUGCUUUCCCUUAUGAAUUUUUUGUCAUCGGCUGUUCCAUCCUCUGAGUCUUCUUCUCAGAAAGAAUCUGAGCUCAAACCACUUGUGGGGGAGUCCAGAAGUAUUGCCAUCAAAGCUGUGUCUAGUACUGUUUCUAAAGAGGAUGUGUUCGAUUUAAAGGUCACAGCUGAAUUAGAUGCCUUUAAUGUCUUUGUUUGUGAUCAGAAGUGUGCUAUAGCUGAUAUUAAAAUACAUGGAAUGAACGCCUCUGUUUCUGUGAAGCCAAAACAGACCGAUAUGUUUGCCAGACUUCAAAAUAUCAUAGUUACAAAUGUUGAUUUGCUGUCCAUUCAUAAGAAGGCUGUCUCUAUCUUGGGAGAUGAAGUCUUCAGGUUCCAGAUGACUCUAUAUCCAGGUGCCACAGAAGGAGAGGCCUAUGCUGACGUGUCUAAAGUGGACGGCAGACUUAGUCUCAAAGUGGGUUGUAUUCAGAUCGUUUAUGUUCACAAAUUCUUCAUGUCUCUUCUGAGUUUCCUCAACAACUUCCAAGCUGCCAAGGAAGCUCUGAGCACGGCCACGGUGCAGGCUGCCGAGAGAGCUGCAUCUAGCAUGAAGGACCUGGCUCAGAAGAGCUUCCGCCUCCUAAUGGAUGUGGACUUGAAAGCGCCAGUUAUUAUCAUCCCUCAGUCUUCAGUAUCGCCUAAUGCUGUUGUAGCAGAUCUGGGUUUAAUCAGAGUGGAAAACAACUUUAGCUUGCUUCCGAUGGAACACUACUCUCUUCCCCCCGUCACUGAUAAAAUGAGGAUACAACUCACUCAGUUGAAGCUGUCCAGAACUGUUUUGCAGGCUGGCUCGCCCCAUCAUGAGAUUGAAAUUUUAAAACCAGUAAACAUGCUUUUGUGUAUACAACGAAAUUUAUCAGCAACAUGGUAUAUGCAGAUUCCAGGAAUAGAGAUAAAAGGAAAACUAAAACCUAUGCAGGUUGCUCUCAGUGAAGAUGACUUAACAGUUUUAAUGAAAAUUUUGCUGGAAAAUCUUGGGGAAGCUCCUUCACAGUCAAGCCCUACACUGUCUGCACAGGAGGCUGUGAGAGUGAGGAAAGAUGUUCCCAGUGGACCAGACUACCUGAGAGGACAAGAAGAUUUGACAGACUUAAAACCUUCUGUGGACCAGAAUGUCACACUCCAAUUUGACUUUCACUUUGAAUCUCUUUCCAUUAUCCUUUAUAACAGUGGUAUCAAUCAGGAGUCCCAACUUUCAUUUCAUAACGACAGUUUCUGUCUUGGUGAGCUCAGACUGUAUCUGAUGGCCUCCGCAGGGAAGAUGUUCAAGGACGGCUCAGUGAAUGUCAGCCUUAAACUUAAGACCUGCACCCUUGAUGAUCUCAGAAAAGGCAUUGAGAGAGCAACGUCGAGAAUGAUUGAUAGGAAGAAUGACCAAGAUAACAGCAGUUCUAUGAUUGAUAUAAGUUACAAACAAGACAGAAGUGGAAGUCUGGUUGAUGCUAUUCUUGACAAGCUGUACGUGUGCGCCAGUGUGGAGUUUCUGAUGACUGUGGCGGAUUUCUUCAUCAAGGCUGUGCCUCAGAGCCCGGAAAAUGUGGCGAAAGAAGUACAGAUUCCAUCGAGACAGACUGCCGCAGGGAAGGUCAAGACAGAGAAAGAUGAUUCUGCAAGACGAAACAUGACCCUGAAGGCCAUGAUCACAGACCCGGAAGUGGUGUUUGUAGCCAACCUGACCAGGGCUGAUGCUCCCGCACUGACAGCCUCCUUUCAGUGUAACCUGUCUCUGUCCGCAUCCGGGCUGGAGCAGAUGAUGGAAGCUUCUGUGAGAGAUCUGAAAGUGCUCGCCUGCCCUUUCCUCAGAGAGAAGAGAGGGAAAACCAUUACCACAGUCUUACAACCAUGCUCUUUAUUUAUGGAAAAAUGUACCUGGGCCUCAGGGAAGCAGAAUAUCAAUAUUACGGUUAAGGAAUUUAUAAUUAAGAUUUCACCCAUCAUUCUGAAUACUGUGAUGACAAUCAUGGCUGCUAUGUCUCCAAAGACAAAAGAAGAUGAAUCGAAAGAUCCAUCUAAGGAAAUGGAAAAUCUUUGGGGUGUCAAAUCUAUUGAUGAUUAUAACUCUUGGUUUCUUGGUGUUGACAUGGCAACAGAAGCAACAGAAAGUUUCAGAGAGAUGGAUCAUCCCUCGAUAGAGGAAAAUUGUGCUGUUGCUGUGGAGUCUGUCCAAGUGACUCUAGAAUGUGGCCUUGGGCAUCGAACUGUGCCUUUAUUAUUAGCAGAGUCCAAGUUUUCAGGAAAUAUUAAAAAUUGGACUUCCCUAUUGGCUGCUACCGCUGACAUGACACUGCAGGUUCACUAUUACAAUGAGAUCCAUGCUGUCUGGGAGCCACUGAUUGAGAGAGUGGAGGGGAAGAGACAAUGGAAUUUAAGGCUUGAUGUAAAGAAGAACCCAAUCCAAGAUAAAAGUUUGAUACCAGGAGAUGAUUUUAUUCCUGAACCCAAAAUGGCAGUUUAUAUUUCUUCAGCAGAUACAAUGAAUAUAACAAUAUCUAAAACUUGUCUUAAUGUUUUCAGCAAUUUAGCAAAGGGUUUUUCAGAGGGUACUGCUUCUACUUUUGACUAUUCUUUAAAAGACAGGGCUCCAUUUACGGUCAAAAAUUCUGUAGGCGUUCCCAUUACGGUGCAGCCCGAUCGUAACCUCAGAGUACUGGGCUCCCCAGAGAAAAGUGAUGUUUAUGGCAUAGACGCCGGUCAGAAUUUGGAAUUGGAAUAUGCCAGCCUGGAGCCUUCCUCUCAAGGGAAGCUGUCCAUACUGAGCCGUCAGGAGAGCUCCUUCUUCACUCUUACCUUCGUCCCACAUGGAUAUACGGAAGUGGCCAGCGUCCCUGUGGCCAGACCUGGGCGGCGGUUGUACAACGUGCGGAAUCCCAGUGCCAAUUACUCUGACUCAGUCUUGGUGCAGAUCGAUGCCACCGAAGGGAAUAAAGUCGUCACCCUCCGCUCUCCUCUGCAGAUUAAAAACCACUUCUCUGUUGCAUUUAUUAUCUAUAAAUUUGUUAAGAAUGUUAAGCUAUUGGAGCGCAUUGGAAUAGUCAGACCUGAAGAGGAGUUCCACGUCCCUUUAGAUUCAUAUAGAUGUCAGUUGUUUAUUCAGCCAGCUGGAGGCUUAGAGCAUCAGUACAAAGAGUCUACCACCUACAUCCCCUGGAAGGAGGAGCUGCACAGGAGCCGGGAUGUGAGGGGCAGGCUGCAGUGUCCGUCCGUGCAGCUCAGCUUCCUGCCGCUCAUUGUGAACACGGUGGCUGUGCCUGACGAGUUAAGCCACAUCAGCGCACAUGGGGAAGACUGGAACCCGGCGUACAUCAUUCACCUUUACCCUUCUCUCACGCUGCGGAAUCUUCUCCCGUAUUCUCUAAGAUACUUACUUGAGGGCACGGCAGAUGCUCAUGAGCUAGCAGAAGGCAGUGCAGCGGACGUCCUGCAUUCCCGAAUCAGUGGAGAAGUCAUGGAGUUAGUCCUGGUCAAGUACAUGGGCAGAGAGUGGACUGGACAUUUCCGCAUAUGUGAUACGCUUCCCGAAUUCUUUCUUGUGUGCUUUUCUUCCAACUCCAAAGAAGUAAUGACGGUGGACCUGUCGGUACACGUCAGGCGAGUUGGCAGCCGAAUGGUGCUGUCUGUCUUUAGUCCCUAUUGGUUAAUCAACAAGACUUCCCGGAUUCUCCAGUAUCGUUCAGAAGACAUUCAUAUAAAGCACCCAGCUGACUUCAGGGACAUCAUUUUAUUCUCUUUCAAGAAGAAGAAUAUUUUUAGUAAAAAUAAGGUACAAUUAAAAAUUUCAACUAGUGCCUGGUCCAGUGGUUUCUCAUUGGAUACUGUGGGAAGUUAUGGGUGUGUGAAAUGUCCUUCCAACAAUAUGGAAUACCUGGUCGGGGUGAGCAUCAAAAUGAGCAGCUUCAAUCUCUCGCGGAUCGUCACUCUGACUCCCUUCUGCACUAUUGCAAACAAGUCCUCACUGGAGCUGGAAGUCAGCGAGAUUGCAUCUGAUGGCUGUGUGCCAACUAAUAAAUGGAACUAUAUUGCUUCUUCAGAGUGCCUUCCAUUUUGGCCUGAAAAUCUGUCAGGCAAACUUUGUGUGAGAGUAGUGGGCUGUGAAGGAUCUUCCAAACCAUUCUUUUAUAACCGACAAGAUAAUGGCACUUUAUUGAGCUUAGAAGAACUGAAUGGAGCUAUCUUGGUGGAUGUAAACACUGCAGAACACUCGACUGUCAUAACCUUUUCUGAUUACCACGAGGGGUCUGCGCCUGCCCUCCUGAUAAACCACACACCGUGGGACAUCCUCACUUACAAGCAGAGUGGAUCUCAGGAGGAAUUAGUGCUAUUGCCAAGACAGGCUCGACUUUUUGCCUGGGCAGAUCCUACUGGCACCAGGAAACUUACCUGGACGUACGCAGCGAAUCACGGGGAGCAUGCUCUGUUGAAGGAUGAAUGUGGCCAGUUUCCAUACGACGCAAACGUCCAGAUACACUGGGUAUCAUUCCUCGAUGGCCGCCAGAGAGUCCUGCUUUUCACAGAUGAUGUGGCCUUGGUUUCCAAAGCGCUGCAGGCAGAGGCAAUGGAGCAGGCUGACCACGAAAUAACCUUGUCCCUGCACAGCCUUGGGCUCUCACUGGUUAACAAUGAAAGCAAGCAGGAAGUUUCAUAUAUUGGAAUAACCAGUUCUGGUGUUGUCUGGGAAAUGAAACCAAAACAUAAAUGGAAGCCUUUUAGUCAAAAGCAGAUCCUCCUGCUGGAGCAGUCCUACCAGAAACAUCACGGCUCCCGGGACCACGGCUGGGUGAAGCUAGAGAAUAAUUUUGAGGUCAAUUUUGAUAAAGUUCCCAUGGAGAUGCGUCUUCCUAUUCGGUGCCCUAUCAAACGAGAUUUUCUAUCAGGAAUUCAGGUUGAAUUUAAGCAGUCGCCCCAUCAGAGGAGUUUAAGGGCCAGGUUGUACUGGCUACAGAUUGAUAAUCAGUUACCAGGUACAAUGUUCCCUGUUGUAUUUCAUCCUGUGGCUCCUCCAAAGUCCAUUGCUUUGGAUUCAGAGCCCAAACCUUUCAUUGAUGUGAGUGUCAUCACCAGAUUUAAUGAAUACAGUAAAGUUUUACAGUUCAAGUAUUUCAUGGUCCUCAUUCAGGAAAUGGCCUUAAAAGUGGACCAGGGCUUUCUUGGGGCUGUUGUUGCCCUGUUCACCCCAGCAACUGACCCUGAUGCUGAAAGCAAACGGACACAGUUACUCCAACAAGAUAUCGAAGCUCUAAAUGCAGAAUUAAUGGAGACGUCAAUGACUGACAUGUCGAUUCUCAGUUUCUUUGAACAUUUCCACAUUUCUCCUAUUAAGUUGCAUUUGAGUCUGUCUUUGAGUUCUGGAGGUGAAGAAUCAGACAAACAGGAAAUGAUUGCGAUUAAUUCAGUCAACCUGCUGCUGAAAAGCAUAGGUGCCACUCUGACCGAUGUGGAUGACCUUAUAUUCAAACUUGCUUACUAUGAGGUGCGGUACCAGUUUUACAAGAGAGACCAGCUUGUGUGGAGUGUGGUCAGGCACUACAGCGAGCAGCUCUUGAAACAGAUGUAUGUCCUUGUGUUGGGCUUAGAUGUGCUUGGAAACCCAUUUGGAUUAAUUAGAGGUCUGUCUGAAGGUGUUGAAGCGUUUUUCUAUGAACCCUUCCAGGGUGCUGUUCAAGGUCCUGAAGAAUUUGCUGAAGGGUUAGUGAUUGGAGUAAGAAGUCUCUUUGGACACACGGUAGGUGGCGCAGCAGGAGUUGUAUCUCGAAUCACCGGUUCUGUUGGGAAAGGUUUGGCAGCGAUUACAAUGGACAAAGAAUAUCAGCAAAAACGGCGAGAAGAGAUGGGCCGACAGCCUAAAGAUUUUGGAGAUAGCCUGGCCAGAGGAGGAAAGGGCUUCCUGCUGGGAGUGGUCGAUGGAGUGACUGGAAUAAUAAAAAAGCCUGUGGAAGGUGCCAAAAGAGAGGGAGCUGCUGGAUUCUUUAAAGGGAUUGGAAAAGGGCUCGUGGGUGCUGUGGCUCGUCCAACGGGAGGGAUUGUGGACAUGGCCAGCAGCGCCUUCCAGGGCAUUCAGAGGGCAGCGGAAUCAGCCGAGGAAGUGUCGAGCCUCCGCCCUCCUCGCCUGAUCCAGGAGGACGGCGUCAUCCGUCCGUACGACAGGCAGGAAUCGGAGGGCUAUGACUUGUUUGAGAAUCACAUAAAGAAGUUGGAAGGAGAGACUUACCGGCACCACUGUGCAGUUCUUGGAAGCAAGGGAACGGUCUUCAUGGUUACAAACAGGCGAGUGCUGUGCCUUAAGGAAGUGGAAAUCUUAGGCCACGUGUUCCUAGAGUGGCAGCAUCCAUUUGAAGAUUUCGUACUUCCUCCUACUGUGAAUGAGAAUCUGCUUCAGAUUUCAGUUAAGCAGGAGCAAGGUCUGUUCCAGAAAAAAGAUGAUGCCAGUCCAGGCUGUCUUCGGAAAAUUUACCUGAAGGAUAAUGCCACAGCACAGAGAGCCCUUCGUGCCAUUGAAGAUGUGCAGUCAAGGAGACACCAGCAGAAUCUGAUGAAGCGGGCGUCGGUGAGACUUCUCAGGUCCCAAGUGCCGUCGUAGCCACAGCGCCCGGAGAGCUGGUCCUGGAGCAGAAAAUCACCCUUCUGUGUCACGCUCAAGAGGAGGUGUCGGCAGUUGUUUAGUUUUAUUAUUUUAGAGUAGUUAAUACUGGAUUCCCCUUUGGAGCUUUUAGUUUUGCCUGUUGAUUUUGUGAUUAUGUGUAUAUUAGUCCACCUGUAGACUGCCACCGGAGUGGGUCCGACUCGCAAAGAAAUACCUCUUCAGACUUGGGCUGAAAUUUUCAUUCACGUAGGAAGCAAAAGGCAGCCAGUUUAUUUUUAAAGUCUGCUAAAGAACGAGUUUAGAAUGACUGGUGUGCUCUGGAAGAUUUUAGCCAAAUGCUGAACACUUUAACACUUUUUAAAGGUAAUUUGCCCAGUAAUUGAAUCAACAGAACAUUUCUGCUAAACCAGAUCACUGACUGAGGAAAAGCCUCUACAGGGAGAAACGACAUGUGUGUUUUUUCUUUUUUUUUUUUCCUCUUUCACAGAACCAUGCUUUCCUCCUAAUUGCACAAGUGUACCUUUGCUGCCUUUCUUCUGUGCGCUAUGAAAAAGGAAUAUUGGCAGUCAGACCUUGGAACGGUUGCACUCAGUUGUCUGUAAUGUAAGACUCACAGAGUCUGGAAAGUUAUUUACCUGCUGUUUCAAGAGAGCUCAUAUGGUACAGUUGUAAUUUGCUGAUAAAUGAAAAUACCGCACUUUAAGACUUUUGGGACUCAGAAAUAUGUAAAAUGCAAUAUUUUUGUAUUUCUAGAAGUUAAAAGACUUGUAAGAGCAUCACAAAUUUACAUUUGACUCUAGUGCUUCACUUACAAAUGCUUUUUAAAUAGUGGGGAGAGUGAAAAAUCUCUAUUGCUUUCUAUAAAUGUAAAGUACAGGUUUAUAUAACAAUGCUGGACAGGAAAUGUUACAUGUGUUCCUUGAGCAGGUGUAAGGGCUUAAGUUCAAGACAAUAUAUUUUUGUCCUUUCUGCCUCUCCCUUCAGAGGCAUAUUCUUCAAACUUUUAAGAAAGGUAUUUUCUUUGGGUGGACCUUAAGGGUUACUUAUGGUGUUGAACAUGGAAUUUAUUUCAAACUGCUGAGUCAGUGGUGAGUGAUGUGGGCAAACUUGAUCUUGCCUGUUUUUGUUGAUGUGCGGCGGUGGGUCUGUGAGGGCUCGUGUGCCUUCAGGCCUGGCUGUAGAGCUGGACAUGUUCCGGGGUCAGAGGAGAGAUGCCGUGACUAAAGCCCCGGAGGUCUGGUGUCUGAUAGUCCUUGCCUUUUCAUCACUGCCUGUUUUAAGUUCUGUGAAUAAAAGUGAUACACAUAUAUAAAACUUCUACCUUCAAAAACCAAAUUUCUGUGGUAAUGGUUAGUUGCCAUUUAUUAAAACAAGGCAGUUUUAUAGCAUGUGUUCUACUGUUUUGUGCCUUAAAAAAUGACUUCAUCAGGAACUGGAAAUAAUCUGAUUAUAUUUUUCAUAUCAAUCAGAACUGUUGACAGUGUUCUAAAUAUUUAAGAAAUUAUAUUGCACUGGUAGUAUGUUCUGUAAAUGGAUGUACAGACACUGAACCAAGAGAAAUGGUAGACAUCUGUAAGCUCAUUAUUUUAGUUGGCUUAGAAACGAAUUUCCUAAUAUUGUAACAUUUUUAUUGAUUUAAUCCCCUGGAAAAGAAAUAAUCUGUUGGUAAAGUGUAGUAAGGCCUGGCAUAUUUUAAAAAAUGCUUUCAAAAUCCAUUAUUUGGGUAUAAAUUCUGAGAAAAAUAAAAAAUUUGAAGGCUUGUUUACAGAUAUGCAAACUUGAGUUUAUCUUAAACACUCACGUAACAUUUAAUUUUAGUUUGUUUCUCCCUUUUCUUCUUCCAGUUCUACAGUAGUGCAAAGUUAGGUUAAUAGUUAUCUAACUUUGAAAGGUGCUAUUCAGGGAAGCUAUUUUUUCCGGAGCCCUCUGACACGUCAAGGGUCUGUGGCACAGACCCGGCAUAGGGGCCGCAGAGAAGGGGCCUUCGCUGCACUGUGAAGCCCAUUGCUGUUUGCACUGAGCUGGCACUUCCCCUGGGCCCUCAGCACCCGCGGGCCUGCUCUGGGAGAUGCAGCCUCCUGACCAUCCACUUCGGCGGGAAGACCUCCCGGUGGCCGUGCAGAGCCUGCUUACACCGCGUGGCGGUCUAGCAUGCUUCUCCCGGGCUCUUGCUUUCCUUUCCCUUGCUUCCUUCCGCUCAUCCUCCCUCAGUUUUUCUUUCCCGUCUUUCCCCCAGGGGCUUAGACUGCAAGCCUGCAGGCUCCCCCAGUAGGGGAUCAUCCAGUGGGAAGCAGAGGCGCUCAGCCUCACGCCAGAGUCUAAAAGAGCAGAAGGAUCAGAAUGGAGAGAACAGAAAGUCAGAAAAGCACAUUCAGGCUUGGUAAGGAAGGCCUCGUCCGGCAGAGCCUUCCUUACCUAUGUUCCGUUUGUUAGUGUUGCUUACAUUUUGAACGAUGUGUGAGCGGGAUGCUGCGGUUUUGAUGCUUGGAGCUCUAAAGGUCUUCAUCUGCUGCUGCCUGGACAUCUGUGUUUUUAACAGGGCUCCUUACUUGUUUCUGUGGUGUGGCCAGAUCUAAAAAAGUAAUGUUCUGAGCUUAAAAUGAACUCUCAUAGAGCUCUGUGGAUGUCAGUGCUGUUUAACAUAGAGUUACAGUUCCUGCCCAAGCUCCAAGAACUGUUUGUAUUGGAGAGAAAACCAGGAUUCUUAAAGGUUAAAAUGUUGCUGGUAGCCAGAAUUGUCCGUCCCCAGGGGAGAAGCCCUCUUGGUUGAAAAGCACCGUCCUCGUGUCCCCUCCUGCUGUGGAAGCAGGUGCUGUGCUUUGUGGGCUCUGGAAGGGACUGAGGGGAGUCCUCUUGCGGAGAGAGCACACUGCUCUUGGGGACCCGGCCUCCAGUGGGUGAGGUCAGCCUCAGCUCUGAGUUCAUACUCGGAAGCACCCUCAGUUACAAGUCUGUGUCAUGCAGGUAACCAACACUGUGGGUUCCUUUGAACUGAAGAUUCAUUGUUAUUUUGUGUUCAUACACUGCCUCCAAAAUUCAAAAGUUAAAAACCCCUAAAAUGCAAAGGACUCUUCACGAUUUGAAGCAAAGGCACUUGGCAGUAGAAUCGGAGCUGAGCUGAUGUGCGGUUAUUCAUGCCUAAUAGCUAAUGGUGCAAACAAGUCUGGCUGCAGAGAAGUUAGCACAGUUGACGGUGGAGUGCUGCUCCGGACUUCAGUGCAGCGAAGCGCAGUCCGCAGGGUGUGUGAGGGCUGCGGCCUUUCUCAGGCUCGGAGUUCCGUGUUCUGCAGCACAUCCGACUCCAUGUUCGGGGACGAGAGUGCCGUGUGGGUCGUCGAGCUGCGUGGUGAACGUUGGAUUCAGCAGUGUUUGUUGUAGUAAGAGUCACUUGUCGUCAUCCCUCCGCGCAGUGCUGCCCCUCGCCUUGAGCACACCUGUCCGGCUGCCUUGCCGCUUCCCUCUGAAGCAUUGUUGGAGUCCUCUUCGGCGAGCGUCUUUCUGAGGUGUGAUCGUGAGUGCUGCCACCGCCAGGGACGUCCAGUGGAGAGGCGGGCUUGCAUGUGUCCCCAUCCGCCUCACCCACUGGACCUGGUGCCGCGGGACUUCAGCUCAUCCUGGAAACAUCUGUGAAAGGCAAACGUUCUGGCAGCUGUGACAGUGCAGCUCUGUACGCUCGGUAAAGAUGAACUGCUGCAGAAAGUGCGAAGGAUGAUAAUGUCAGGGUGCUCAAAGGGAGGGGGCGGUAUUUGGAGGUGGGUUAAAGCCGGUGUAUCUUUUACUGGAAUAAAAUAUUUUAAAAUUUAA